This is a messenger RNA of Lemur catta (Ring-tailed lemur), 2546 nucleotides long. RefSeq names its product TNF superfamily member 13b (gene TNFSF13B). The transcript has 6 exons. Gene Ontology annotation, biological process: immune response. The coding region runs from base 207 to 1067 and encodes 286 amino acids. Lineage: Eukaryota; Metazoa; Chordata; Mammalia; Primates; Lemuridae. Gene Ontology annotation, molecular function: receptor ligand activity; tumor necrosis factor receptor binding. The record is from RefSeq and is a predicted model, not a curated record. Gene Ontology annotation, cellular component: membrane.
AACCUACUGUACAGUCAGGGCAGGGAUGCAGAAAGGCAGAAAGAAGAAAAUUCAGGAGGACUCUCCUGAGGGGCUGAGCCCAGCUCUGCACUGUAGUAAAUGCAGGACACCAACAAACACAGAUAACAGGAAAUGAUCCAUUCCCUGUGGCCACUGAUUCUAAAGGCCCCAACCUUCAAAGCUCAAGGAGUGAAGUGGGUGAUUCCAUGGAGAGGGAGCAGUCACGCCUUUCUUCUAGCCUCCAAAAAAGAGAAGAAAUGAAACCGAAGGAGUGUGUUGCCAUCCUCCCGCAGAAGGAAAGCCCCUCUGUGCGAGUCUCCAGAGAUGGACAGCUGCUGGCUGCAACCUUGCUGCUGGCACUGCUGUCCGGCUGCCUGGCGGUGGUGUCUUUCUACCAGGUGGCCACCCUGCAAGCGGACCUGGUGAGCCUCCGGGCGGAACUGCGGGGCCACCAAGCUGAGCGGCUGCCCGCCCCUCCUGAGGAAGCUGCAGGAGUCCCCACGGCUGCCCUGGGGGAAGCUCCAGCUGUCACCCCAGUACUGAAAGAGAUCUUUGUACCACCAGCUCCAGGCGACAGCAACGCCAGCCGGAGCCGCAGGAGUAAGCGUGCCCUUCAGGGGCCGGAAGAAACAGUCACUCAAGACUGCUUGCAGCUGAUUGCAGAUGGUGACACACCCACUAUACGGAAAGGAUCUUACACAUUUGUUCCAUGGCUUCUCAGCUUUAAAAGAGGAAGAGCUCUAGAAGAAAAAGAGAAUAAAAUAUUGGUCAAAGAAACUGGUUACUUUUUCAUAUAUGGUCAGGUUUUAUACACCGAUAGCACCUUUGCCAUGGGACACCUAAUACAGAGGAAAAAAGUUCAUGUCUUUGGGGAUGAAUUGAGUCUGGUGACUUUAUUCCGAUGUAUUCAAAACAUGCCUGAAACACUACCCAAUAAUUCCUGUUAUUCAGCUGGCAUUGCAAAGCUGGAAGAAGGAGAUGAACUUCAACUUGCAAUACCACGGGAAAAUGCACAAAUAUCUCGGGAUGGAGAUGGCACAUUUUUUGGUGCAUUGAAACUGCUGUGACCUACUUAACACCAUGUUUUUAGCUAUUUUCCUCCCUUUCUCUGUACCUCUAAGCAGAAAGCACUUAACUGGAAAUACCAAAAAGAAGAAAAAAAAAAAGUAGUUAACCAUAGCCUUUUCUAUGAGCUAUUUGUUUUGGUUUGCUGAAACUAGUCCAAAACAGGAAAUUUAACAGACAACCACCACAGCCAAAGAGUGUCACGUGAAUUACAAGAAAUAGAGCCCAUUUAAGGAAAGAUAGAAUUAGGAAGACUUUUCACUAUAAUUCCAUUUGAACUAUUUCCUGACAGCUUCUUGUCUUGGAGGAAGCAAUAUGGAUUUCUUCAAAAAUAGUAUUCUGUCAUUUACUGUGAAACCAGUGCCCACAUCUGUAGGACGUUGAGACAUUUAUUGGAAAUCUCCGGAUCCAUCUUCUAUUUUUACGUUAAAUAUACCCUUCUCCUUUUCAGUUAACAUUACUGAAAGUAAAAAAUAAAAUAUCUAGAAAUCUUGCAUUAGGUACAUAAAAAAUCAAAUAUUAAACAAUUAGACUGAAAAUAGGAUACAUGUAACUACUUAAGUCUUUUUGGUUAUUUCAAAUUUGCAAUUUUUAUUUCUAAUAUUAUAUAUUACCCAGAUAUUUUUCACAGGAAGGAAAUUAUUGCCUCAUUUGCCUAUGCUUACAUGUAUUUUUUAGCAUCAAUUUCAAUUCAGAAACAUUAUUUAAUGUAGGGUAAUUCCAACUUAUGCAUUUAAAGCAUUAAUUGAAAAAAUAACUGUAAUUGUUCUUAUGUAAAAACAAAAUCUCUGAAACAAGUUAAUGAAUACAUUUGUGAUAAUGUAAUAUAAUUACCCUUUAUUUCCUGUUCUUCUGUUUCAAACUGCUGCUAUCAUAGUUCACAUAUCUGGGCCUUUAAAAAUAUUCCUGUUAUUAGCUUUAUAGAAGUUGAGGUUUAAUUAAAAUUCUUGGCAUCUUGAAGUAUGUCAUAUGUCACAUGCUCCUUAUGAAGAUUAUCAUAUUCCAGAAGACAUCAUCCUCGUUUUCACUUUAUAAUGAAUCAUACUUGAGAAUGCCAUAAUACUUAUCUUUUGUAACAUCAGUUUCCUUUGUUUUGCUUGUCUUCUUAUGUCAUUAGUUUAAACAUUAAGGAGUUUACAUCAUUCAACAGUUUACUUCCUUAAACAGCAGAUGGAAGUAUAGACUGCAGUCGACAUUCAUUUUCCCAUCUACAUUAAAAUAUUUUUAAGAUACACUUUUCAAAACAAAAAUGAUUUAAAAUUUAUGUCUAAAACAAAACUGUUUAAAUAUACCUGGUUUCUAUAAUUUUUACUAAUUGGUUCAAAAUAAAAUAUGUUUUGCAAUUUAUUUUGGUUUACAUUAUAAUUUAAAAAGAAGAUGUGGUAGGCGGAGUCGGAGUUUCGAUACUAGGAUAGGUGGUUAGUAAUUUUUCUAUUGUUGCUGCUAACUUGGAUUGCCAAAUAAAAGGAUUCAGAGCCUUU